Messenger RNA from Letharia lupina, 765 nucleotides. RefSeq lists its product as uncharacterized. The record is from RefSeq and is a predicted model, not a curated record. The coding region runs from base 1 to 765 and encodes 254 amino acids. The transcript has 3 exons. Lineage: Eukaryota; Fungi; Ascomycota; Lecanoromycetes; Lecanorales; Parmeliaceae.
AUGCCCUCUCGCAAUUACGCUCCCAAAAUCAGCUACAAUUCUAGAGAAAUCAACAAAAUUCAUAACCUCCUCAAUACACAUUCAAAGGCUUUAACAAAUCAUCUACUAGACUUCUCCCCGAUCCUCCUCAUCGAUACGAUAAUCUCAAAUUUCGCUAUCAAGAUCCUACACAACGUCCAACCUUUAACGUAUAAGAUUUACAUCGAGAUCACAGUCUUCCCACUUAAUAAGACUACGAUACUUAUUAUUCGGAGAAUUCUAUUCGUAUUCAAUAAGCAGAGCGAGAUAAAGAGCUUCGGGCUAGAAGAUACUCGGAUUCUCUACGAACAUAACACUAUUCUGAAGCUAUAUGACGAUAUUAUCGAUAUCGUUACUACGAGUGAAGAUGAGGACGACGAGGAUGAGGAUGACGCGGAUAAGGACGACGAGGAUAAAGACAACGAGGAUAAGGACGACGCGGAUAAGGACGACGAGGAUAAGGACAACGAGGACGAGGACGAGGACGAGGACGACGGGAUACGUCACGAGCAGUUACUUAACGCUCUCGAGGACGUAUACUCUUGGGUGCAGAGCGAGUCUCGCUUAGCCUUCUCAGAACGAUUAGCAUUUGAUCGUAACACACAUAUCUACUCGGUAAUAUCUACUGCAAUUCGAUACGGUGAUCAUAAGGCUGUAGAGAAUCUCAUAUAUUCUGAGAUUAACCGACGAUGUAAUCUAUUUCUUAGAUAUCGUUAUGGGGAGGAUCCGGAGAAUGCAGUACCGUAA